AUGGGCAGCAAUAAGACUGCCGUCACGGAUUUCUUUCUGCUUGGACUUCAGCAGUACAAUAACCAGAAAUUCCUUGUGUUCUUUGUGCUGCUCAUCAUGUACGUUACAACUUUAACUGGGGAUCUGAUGAUUAUUCUUCUGGUGUCGACGAGCCAACGGCUCCAGUCCCCAAUGUACUACUUCCUCAAGCACCUGUCCAUGUCGGAAAUCAUGUUUACUACUAAUAUUAUCCCUAACAUGCUCUAUAUCAUAUUGAAGGAAGGAAGAUUCAUGUCGAUUGUCUGUUGCUUCAUCCAGUUCUACAUAUUCAUCGCUUCAGGUAGCGUAGAGUCUCUUCUUCUCACCAUUAUGUCGUACGAUCGGUACUUGGCCAUCUGCAACCCAUUGCGCUACUCCUACCUGAUGAACCUCUCCAUAUGUCGGACUUUGGUAUCAUGUUCUUGGUUGUUGUGUUUCAUGCUCGUGUUGGUAACUGUAAUAUUAUUAGGCCAAUUGCAGUUUUGCUUCUCCAAUAUCAUCGAUCAUUAUUUCUGUGACUUGGAACCAAUUCUGGAACUCUCUUGCUCAGACACCUCGCUUGUGAGAACGGAAGUUCUAGUGCUUUCCAUUCCUACAGUAAUUGUAGCCUUUACAUUCAUUAUCAUCACUUACAUAUGUAUCUUCUACACUGUUCUUAGAAUCACCUCCUCUGCGGGCCGACACAAGGCCUUCUCCACCUGCAGUGCCCACCUCACCUCCGUAUGCUCCUACUAUGGCCCUCUCAUCAUCAUUUAUGUUGUACCAUAUCGAGGAAGCUUACUAAAUGCAAACAAGUUAUUAUCAUUACUGUAUACAGUUGUCACGCCAUUAAUUAAUCCAAUUAUCUACAGCCUGAGGAACCAGGAAAUUAGAGAAGUUCUGGCUACAUUUUGGAACACCAAAAGGAAACAUUGA
Messenger RNA from Xenopus tropicalis (tropical clawed frog), 933 nucleotides. RefSeq names its product olfactory receptor family 16 subfamily U member 1 (gene or16u1). The transcript has a single exon. The record is from RefSeq and is a predicted model, not a curated record. The coding region runs from base 1 to 933 and encodes 310 amino acids. Gene Ontology annotation, molecular function: G protein-coupled receptor activity; olfactory receptor activity. Gene Ontology annotation, cellular component: plasma membrane; membrane. Lineage: Eukaryota; Metazoa; Chordata; Amphibia; Anura; Pipidae. Gene Ontology annotation, biological process: G protein-coupled receptor signaling pathway; signal transduction.